Physella acuta is the source of this 3107-nucleotide messenger RNA. Its product is annotated as stathmin. Gene Ontology annotation, cellular component: cytoplasm; neuron projection. The record is from RefSeq and is a predicted model, not a curated record. NCBI's taxonomy places the organism in Eukaryota, Metazoa, Mollusca, Gastropoda, Physidae. Gene Ontology annotation, molecular function: tubulin binding. Gene Ontology annotation, biological process: microtubule depolymerization; regulation of microtubule polymerization or depolymerization; neuron projection development.
AAGUUGUUUCUGGUGCCAGCCAGCAGGGUAUGUGAAUACCGUGUCUUGCUCCCCUUCCCUGCAUUUUGAUGUGAGCUGGAUUUGUCAGUGUGUCAUUCUACUCAAGACUGUUGAUGAGAAUCAUUAAAUUCUGUGGAUCUAAGUGUUAAUUUUACAACAGAAUCUAAAAAUGUCUUCAGUGUGCGGCUGGUUCGGUUUUCUUUGCAUGAGGGAAACACAAAAAAAGAAGACUGUCCAGCAUCGCAUACACCCAAAUCGACAGGCAUAUGAUGCUAUUGUUGUUUGGAAGGGUAAAGAAAAUCAAAAAGCGAAACAAGGAGGGAUCAGUUUCGAUGUGAUCCUGAAACCAGCCACUGUAGAAAGUCCACGCCCACCAAUCCAACUGUCACCACGUGAGGUCAAGAAAAGGGAAUUAUCUCAAGAGCAGAUUGAAAACAAGUUAAAGAAAGCAGAAGAACGCAGAAGUUUGAUUGAGCAAGAACGAAUGGAGCAGCUUGCAAAGGAGAGACAAAAGGCUAUUGAAGUAGUUACCAAGGCACAGAGUGAAAGUGAACAAUUUUCACAAAAGACCAAGGAAAAGCUAAGGCGCUCCAUGGAAGUCAGAAGAGAAAACAGAGAAACUCAAAUAAGGGCUCUACAGGAGAGACUCAGAGAACAUUCCCAAAAAGUGCAAGAGAUUCAGAAGGCAGGAGAAGAGAUGGUAAAAGAAUUUGAAGCUAAAACAGAGAUGAAACUCUCCCAGAAAAUGGAAACAUACGAAGAAAACAGACAGAAUCAGUUGAAGAGUAUGCUUUCUAAGUUACAAGAACAUGCAAAUCAUAUUAAUGAAGUUUGCCAAGCAAGUGAAAGUCGUGGACCAUCAACAGAUGAUUUACAGGAACAGCUUGUACUAAAGAUGGAAAAUGCACUUAAAAACAGGGAAGAGCAGCUCAGAGGUUUACAGGAAAGAUUGGCUGAACAUGAAAAUCGUAUUAAAGAGGUGCAGAGGAAAAAGUUGAUCUCAGAGUCUGGGGAUGCUGAGAAUGAAAAGUAAAAGGACUGGCAAGAUAUGGAAGGAGUAAAAUUUCUAAGAAAUGAAUGAAUGACAAGCUUUUGGAAUUUUCAGCAUUUACAGCUUCACGUUUUAACUUGCCAUUCUAAGAAUUAAAACUUUCUCAACUGUAGUAGCAAAAAUGGAUCAUUUCUCUUAUUAAAAUGUUUAGACGUGUACACCUAUUUUAAAUAACUGAAUUUAGAUACACAUAUUUGAAUAGUAUAAAUCAGCAUUGUCAUUCAACCGGUAGUUUUAAAUAUUUAAAGAAAUAAAAAUGGAAAAAACUAUUCAUAUUGAUAUGUAGCAAAACUUAUAGCUAAUAUAGCAUGACCAGCAAGUACAUUUUAUUUAGGAUUAUGUUAAUUGUUCAGUUUCAAUAGAAUCUAGUAGAAAACUGCCUAUUGUAGAAUUCCUUUCACUGAAUGAAUGUGUUUAUGAAAUGUACGUAACUAAGCUUAUCUUUUUUUUGUUAACAUGCUUUGCAAGCUUCUGCUUUUUCUCUAGCUCAGUAUCCAUUGUUUAUUUGAAAAUCUUUAUUUCAGUUUUAAUUGCAGCCUCUAAAAGUUAGUGUUGAGUGAGUGAGGGCAGUUUUUCUUCCUUACACAAAAUGUUUGUGUAGCGAAGCAAUAAUUUUGUGUGAUUUAGCACUUAUGUUUUGCUUGUGAUUUCCAGAUGAUAGCUUUGCACAUAGGCUCGCAUAAGUAUUUUAAGAUCCACUUGUAUAUUUCCUGCAUGAAGUUGAAAGGUUUUUAAUACUUUGAUGCAAGUCCUCGUGGUGUUUUUUCUUCCCAUUGCCUUACUGCCGUGUUAUUUACAUAAGAAUGACAUUGCUAAUUUUUAAAGCUAUGUUGCUGAAGUGUAUUUUGGUACUUGUUUUUUCUUUCUGUGAGCUUACAAGAGUUGAGUAGUGUGUCAUGUGUAGUUAGAUUUUAGUUUCUCUACUGCUGUCAAUAUAUUUUUACCAGUGGAUAGAAGAGGUGCAGUUUUCGGAUUUGUAGUCUAAGAGAAAGAUGAUUCUGCUUUCAAUGAAUACAAUGUAGAUUUGUUUCUUCCUCCAUUCACUUUGCUGGUUUUUUUUUUAAGUUGAUGUUCCUUGCUAUGCAUACUCAAUCUAUUUCUAAGUUGCUUCUGUAUUUAAGCAGUUGUUAUAUGAGCCACAUGGCCAAUUUUCUUGUGUUCCAAAUCAAAACUAUUUUUGUUGAUGCUAGUUUAUCCACUGCCAUUUUUAAUGCAUAAGUCAUUUUGUGUUCAUUUUUUUUUUCAAUACCACUUUUUAGUAUUAUUAUUGCCAGGGCACAAUUUUAUAAGUUUACAUUUCUUUUCAUACGAUCAAAAUGCAUGUUAUGUUGUGCCCUGUUAUUAUUGAUGUAUUCAAUGUUCUUAUAUCUGAGCCAUCAUUGGUAUGUUAGUACUUAAUCAAUUUCAUUGGGUAUUAUAUUAUUAUAAUAAUCAUUGAUUAUAUCAACUUAGUGUGCUGAUUGUAUUUGUAUUUAAGCGCUUUUUGCAUUUAAAAGUUUUUGACAAUUUUUAUGUUUUGAGAAAUGAAAACUUUUGCCCUUGGUGGAAAACUUAAUAUUCAAAGGAUUUUAAAUCCUGUUACGAUAUAAUCCAUUUUUUUUUAUAAUGUAUUUUUUUUUUAAUUACUCAUGACUUGACAUGUUAUGCAUUUGCUUUAACUGGAACCACACCAUUGCACGCUUGGAACAAAUUGUUUUGGUUUUAAAAGCUCACUCAAUUACUGGAAAAAUAAAUCCCAUCCUUGUGUACAGAUUCUCAAGUUUUGACUUGAAACCAGACCUGUCUUGCAUGAGCCAGAUAAACAUUUUUUUCUGAAUGUGAUACAUUUUUCUCCCAGUUUUUAUAGGUUCAGUUGCUCUCAGAUUUUUAACAGUUCACAGUCAAAAUAUAAGUUGAAAAAUAUUUUCUAUGUAGAUGUUUUGGAGUUGUACAAUAAUUUUUAAAAUGUAAGGAAUGCUAGCCAUCAUCCAAUAUUCAAUUGUCUAUCAGAUUCGAUCAUUAUGUAUUUUUUCAGAUUGGCAUGCAAUUUUCAGUUCCUAAUAAAGUUUCCAGCAAA